GGGGAGGGGGGGAAAUGAGAGACCGCCAGGCGCUCGAUCCAUCGAUGAGGAAAUGCGAGUGAACCUGCGGCGUGAGGAGCGAGAGAGACAGCUGGUCUGUGUGGUUCCUGCAGGGAGCGUCACCGAUCACAAUCACCAGACAACACCGGAGAAAACAACCGGGAUGUCAGGAGCGUGAAACCGGCGAUCAUGUGCCUUACUGGCGCCGCUUCGGUGCCAAAACAGCGGUGAAGGUUUGAGGAGAGAAGUAAAGAGGAGGAGGAGGAGGAGGAGGAGGAGGGCAGACAGGCUCACAGACAGGCUCGCAGACAGGUGCGUCUCCUCAGCCGGUUUCGUGUAUUCUCGGUCCCAGAGCGUGAAGGAGUCAUGGAUCCCCGCAAGGAGAACACGAGAAGAAAACAGCCCAUGAAACCCAAGUCCACGACGCGGAAAGAGAAGAAAUACAAGACGGGGAGGUUCAUCCGGAGGAAAUCGCUGCGAUCUUUUGGGAAUUUCAUGGGAAGGAUCCUGAAAACUUUGGGCACUUUGGCGCACUUCGGCAACGCGGAACCAGCGGACGCGGAGGACGACGACGGCGGCUUCGGGCAGAGCUCCUCUGCGGGCUUCAAAGACGACAGCCCGCAGGUCUCCAGGGAUUCUGCCGCCGCAAAGAAGAGCUCCGCGGCGGCAGCCUCCUCCGCUCACGGCUCGGUGAAGGAGAGGCUGUCGUCAUGCUACGGCGACAAGACCCCCGGGGUGCUGGGGCUGAAGAACCACGGAAACACCUGUUUCAUGAACGCCGUGGUCCAGUGCCUCAGCAACACGGACCUGCUGGCCGAGUACCUGGGGCUGGAGCAGUACAGGUCGGACACGUGCCACGGGAAGGUGAACGGGGAAGCGCGGGGAGAGGAGCCGCAGAGCGCCCGGGGAGAGGUGACCGAGCAGCUGGCGUCGCUGGUUCGAGCGCUGUGGACGCUGGAGUACACGCCGCAGCUGUCUGUGGAGUUCAAGAGCAUUGUGGCCAAAUACGGCUCUCAGUUUCGUGGAAACUCUCAGCACGACGCCCUGGAGUUCCUCCUCUGGCUUCUGGACAGUGUUCACGAAGAUGCCAGUUCCAGCCUCAACAACAACAACAGCAGCAGCAGCAACAGCAACAGCAAGGCCAAAGCCAUCGCCAAGGGACCCAGUCCAGUGGAGGAUUCUUCCAGUCCCAGUUCAGCCAGCACACAGCAGCCUCGAGGUCGACACAGUUUUGUCCAGGAACACUUUCAGGCUCAGUACAGGUCCUCUCUGACGUGCCCUCAUUGCCUUAAGCAGAGCAACACCUUUGACCCGUUUUUAUGCAUCUCCUUGCCGAUCCCGCUACGACAAACCAGGCCGAUGUGUGUGACGCUGGUGUUCAGUACGAAGGGUCAGAGGUAUCUGCGGGUGGGUCUGGCUGUACCUCUCCUUGGUACCCUGUCCUGUCUGAGAGCCAUGGUGGCAGAGGAGGGUAAAAUCUCCCCGGACCAGGUUAUCCUGUCAGAGUUGUACUCCACCGGUUUCCAGCGCUCCUUUUCAGAUGAUGACGACCUGACGGCAAUCGCCGACAGCGACGUGGUCUACGCCUUCCAGGCUCCUCCCCUCUACAGUCGUGGAGGCUCUGCACCGCACUCAGGGUAUCACCACAGCCUCCCCUCCUCUCCCUACUCCUCCACGGCUGGACCUGAUGGCCAGAGGUUACCAUCGUCUGGAACCCUCUCCUCCGAGUACCUAAACCAGGGCGGCUCCAUGAAGCUCCUCUUCCUCAUCUGUAACACAGCAGGCUCUGGCCAGCAAGCUGUCAGGUUCGGACCUCCAUUUCUCAUGCGCGAGGACAGGAGCAUCUCCUGGGACCAGCUGCAGCAGAGCAUCCUCAGCAAACUCUAUUAUCUGAUGCUGAAUGGAUCUCAGGCUCAGAAUGUCGGGGUGCUGUUCAAGAUCCGAGUGGUUGCAGGAAUGACAUCCUACAGCUACCUGUCGCCACAGGACAGCAGGCCACUCUACCACCCUGCUGUUGACAGAGCGCUGAAGAUCUGUGGCACCGGGGGGCCUCCUCACGUGAAGCUCGUCAUAGAGUGGGAGCACAAGACUAAAGAAUGUCUGUUUGGCACCAUCCAGGAGGAGGUGGUGAAGGAUGCAGAGAGUGUGAGGAACCAGCAGCAGCAACACCUCCAGCAGCACAGCUGUACCUUAGACGAGUGCUUCCAGCUGUACACCAAAGAAGAACAGCUUGCCCCUGAUGACGCCUGGAAGUGUCCCCACUGUAAAAAGUUUCAGCAGGGCAUGGUGAAGAUGAGCCUGUGGACUCUCCCUGACAUACUGAUCCUCCACCUCAAGCGUUUCCGACAGGUGGGUGAGCGCAGGACUAAGCUGUCGACCUUGGUGCGUUUCCCCCUGACUGGACUGGACAUGGCCCCCCACAUGGUGAAGAGGAGUCAGAGUAUGCGGAACCUGAACCUGGGGGCAUGGCCACCAGCCUGGAAGCAGCCAUCAGGACAAUACCCCGACAUGACCCUGCCACAAGACUAUCAGUACGACCUCUACGCUGUGUGCAACCAUCACGGAGGAAUGCAUGGAGGACAUUAUACAGCUUACUGUAGAAAUUCAGUGGAUGCCCAGUGGUACAGUUAUGAUGACAGCAGCGUCGACCUGGUGCCAGAGGAGGAAGUAUGUACCAGAGGUGCUUACAUCCUCUUUUACCAGAGACGCAACACCAUUCCUCCAUGGUCGGCCAGCAGCUCAAUCAGAGGCUCGACAAGUUCAUCAAUGUCAGACCAUUGGCUCGUCCGCCUCACAGUGGACAGUAAGAGAGGCAGUCUGGUGUCUCGAUCGUCCACCACCUGCCCGUCUUCCAUUCCCGACUCUCCAGAGUCUCCCGUCUUCCUCGACGAUGGUUGUAAAGAGGAAAAGGGAGGUUUUGAGACCAGGCCAUUUGUCAGGGGUCUCGAAGGGCGCAGCAAGAGCAUGAGAACCCACAGCAAGACUAAGGACACCCUGAGCAAAGUGCUUCCCCUUCGCUGGUCCUUUGGUUCCAAGGACAGACGAAAACCUGACCCAGUGUCUCCCCUGCCGGAUCAAGAUCCUGCUCCUGUCGAGCUAGUGCAGUACUUGGAAUCUGGCCGGCGGCCCCGGUGCACAAAGGACCCAAUAGUAACACUGAUGAGCGAACCGCGCAGCACAAAGGAAGCAGCUGAGGCCCAUGCUGUAGCUAAUGUCCAACCUUCAAAUGUUGGGAGUAGGAGUUGUGUUGAUAAAGCAAAAGAUGGGCAGCAGCCAGAGUCUCCACAGGUACCAGAGGGCCAGAGGAGAUCAUCGGACAAGACGGCCAGCCUGAGACGCAGCAAGGGGAGCCAGACAAGAGAUGAGAGCACCUUGAAUAUCAGCAGUAGCUCUAGUACAAACACCCUCACCAGAAGAAAGGAUUCCAGGAAGCAGAGCUCCUCCAAAGCUUCCCAGGAUACUGAGACAACAAGGCGUUUCAGUGCUGGAGUUCAGCCCAGCUACAGCACACCCAGUCUUCAUGAUGGGACCCUAAGAAGACAAAGGGGAGACAGGGCUGAACAUCCCGGUGCAUUUGAUGAAAGCUCUAAGACCAAGAGAGGAGAAGUGCCCAAAAGUCACGAGGGACUGUUCUCCUUCUUAAAAGGCAACUUCUUGAAGAAAGAUAAGGACCAGAGGAAGUCCAAGGAGGGUGAGUCAGGGAGAAGAGGAGGUGAGGAAGGAGGCAGAAGGACGCUGUCAAGGCUGUCACUUUCUAAUGGAGCCGUGGGAGGCAGAAGUGGGGCAGAAAAAGGAAAGUCUAAUGGAUCAGGCCAUGUGGGUGAUGAGCUGGCAAAUGGGAAAGUUGGACGUACGACGGUUGACAUCAAACGCUCCCAGAGUCACUCCAACAUCCCCACCAAGGCGGAGCACAGCAUGCACAGGACAGCAUCUUUGCAUCGCAACGGCAUGUCCACAGCCCCGGCACCGUCACGCAGCCUGACAACGGAUAAACCAUCCUACGGCACCCUGCAGAGGACUCGUUACAGCACAACCUCACUGGGGCGCAAAAAGACAGUCCCCGAGUCGAGCUUCUGACAGAGAUAGCUAACACACACGCAGCCUUGUACCUAAUUAAGAGUGAAUGGCGUCCUGUCUCUGAGAUCAAAGCAAUAGAGCUAAAUUUACAGUCAUAUGCUUUUUGUUCCCAGAAAAGGAACAAGCAGAGACAGAGCAGAUGAAGAGUUUAAAUGUUGGGAUAUAAAGAACAGAAUGAAAUGAUGUGACAUGUCCAUCACUUGUCAGAGGAAGUCCAUCUCUGUUCGUUUUUUUUUAUCACUUGAAACAAGUGCCUGAGAAACCUAUAUGCAGUUUAGACCAAUGAGUUUGACUUUUUAGCACUGGAAGCACAGAAGCCCUUACAUACAAACACACACACAAAAAUGCACAUACAAACAGAAUAUCCACAUUAUUACUGUGAUGUGAGUGUUGAAAGUCCUAAGUUCAUUUGGAAUUCCUCUGGUUGUUUGCUCACACGUUAGACACGAUGAUUGUUGUCAUUUAUCAGAAUGUCGUGAAGCAGUUUCGAUGAACAUAAAUAAUUAAUGUUAAAUCCCCUGUUUAAUGUUUGUUUAAAGUACAGUGUGGCUUUGAACAAACAACAUUGAUUGACUCUGACUACAGUUACCGCUUAUUCCAUUUUAAACCAGAAGUAAAAUGAUGCAAACAUCUUAGAGGAGAGAUGUUUUGCUUUUUAUGUUUGUCAUAGCUCAACAGUUGUGUAUGUAAAAGGUCUGCAAAGGGAAAAAGCCUUAAGUCUGCAGUAAAAUGAGCGAGGAGCUAUGAGGGUAGGAGUGUAAUUCUGUAGAAGCACCGAUCUCGAUCUCUUUAUUAUUAAUUGGCCAAGAAAAUGAAAGUCUACCAGGACCUGUAGUGCUUUGUGACUAACCUCUCUAUAGUAGAAAUAAAUGAAAAAACACAGAUUUGUAAAUUUAAUAUUAAUGCAAUAUUGACCCUGAGAGGAUGUUUGAGAUAACAUCAGUGAACUAUAUUGAAUGCAUUCCAUUCUUUCUUUUUUGAUCUCAAUUCUUUCAUUUAUUUUUCUCGGUUAAUGUUUUUCUCGUGCUAUCCUGACUCAAUCUCAUGUGAUAAACACUUCAGUCUGUAGGGUAUGUGACGGUGUCAAGAGAGCUGAGUCAAAAUGCAGAAUGUGGCUGUGUCCUAAUACGCUGUCAAAUUGACAGCUGUCGAGAGCUAGAAAACUUGAUGGUGGGGGAUUUAAAGCUUAACCCGACAUACACUGAUUUAGGCUCAGCGUGGGAGUGCUGGUAAUACUGCAGCCUGACACCGACAGCAUAUAGGCAGUUAGAGAGGGAAGUGGUGAAAUGGGUGCAGAAAAGCAAUACGUAUCAAUGUGCUUUGUUUUUUUAGCCUUUCAUUUUUCCUACCCUGAACAGUCUAAACUAUGGAAGACGUAGAAUGCCUAAAUGAAAACAGACCAAACAAGGAAUGUAAAGUGAAAGCACAAUAGACAUUUUAAUAUAUUUUCCUUUUUCUGUUUUCUGCCAGCUAGCUUUAAUUAGCUAAAUUACUGAUAAUGGUGCCAAUAUGACCUUGCUAAUUGUGCGUUUGUCAUCUUCUUGCAGAACAUUGUGAUUGUAACUAAAGGUUUCAGUCACCAUCAGUGUCCCUUCAGCUGCUGGCCCACAGGAAACUAUAUUAUUUUGAAAGGCUGUCUGCCAUCUGAUCAUGUCCCAUGUUCCAACCCAUAGAUUGUAUAUAAAGAUGGACAUCCUGACAUUCCCAAAGAUGAAGCCAAAGCCUCCUGAUCGCCCUCUGGUGACUGGCUUCUGUAUAGUUCAUUAACUCCACCUCCUCCUUGUUAGUUGAUGGGUCAUGGGCCGAACUAAAACGGUACUUCUUAUCACACUGAUGUAUGUCAAAAUGUUAAUUCUUCAGGUACAUUUAAAUUGACUUAAUUUUUUGAUUCUACAAAAAGCUGGGUGAAACGUCAUGAUUGACAGCUGACUCGAUUGACUUGAUUGGCUGAACCCCUGUUUCGUCGGGAGGUCGCUGCUGCCAGACUCUGGCCAAAUGAGCACGAUGAUUUUUUGGCUUCACUUCUGGAUAGUGGGAGGAAGUGUGUCAUCCAUCUUUAUAUACUGUCUUUGAUCCAAUGCCAGUGCCUCUUCAUUUUAUAAUAGCACUUUAUAUUUGGUGUUGGCAUGUUUAUGUUGCCCUCUGCUGGACGACGCUGAAAUGUAUUACACUCACACCUCUCACCUCUUUAGUUAAUGUAGGAAAUUAGAAUCUAAUUACAGUCAAUUUAAUUGUCUUGCUUUUUUGAGAGCUUUUAAUUUAGGCCUUUUAAAUAUCACAUACAAAUCGGAGAAGUGAUUGCGGCAUUAUGAAGGUUCCUCUGUGCACUUUGUCUAUCUAAUAAUCAAAUAUUGUGUUUAUGUCCAUUGGUAAGUUUAACCACUCCUACUGGCUUUUUUUUUUAAGCAUAAUUUUUCUUGCUUCCUUUUCCCCAACAUCAACUUGCUUCAUAAUCAAACAGUUACUUGUUCACUUGUAAGAAACACAGGGCAUACGUACUUUUAGCCACAGUAUCACUGGGAGUGAAGUACAUCCCUUGAGCUCACUUACAUCACUCCUGGAGUGGAGCGCGAUAUUAAUUUUCCCAGCCCAGAUGUCCCCGGCCACUCCAUAAAUGCAAAUAGUUGGCUUCCUAGUCACAAGUAUCAUUCAAGUUGGAUAGUUUACAGAAUAACAGGCUAAGAGGAUUUCCUCACCUUCUGCUGUUGUGAUAUUUUGAUUUUGUGUGUCAAAUUUCCAGUGAUGCCCUCUUAGACUACAUUUGGAGAUUUAAUUUGCACUUUACACACACGGGAAUGUUUUUUAUUCAAUAUCAAAAUAAUUUUUGAUGUGUAUACAAGUUAUGAUGGAUACUCAAAUAACUUUAAUUAAUUUGGUGCAGCCCUCAGAUAGUUUUUCUUUGGGAGCUUACCCGUAUAAUUGAAUUUACAUCAAUGUGUUGAUCUAUGUUGGAUAGUAUUUGCAAUUUAAAUGGAGAGGAAAAUGUUUGUUCACAUGAGUUUAUGAAUGCCUCUGGAAUGUAUUGCCUGUUCAAUAAGUAUGUUAUUCAGUUUCCCGUUUCAAAAGCAGGCUUAGAAAUUUCAAAAAGCAGCACAAAUAAAACUCGACACAAACACAUCCAGUGCCCAGAUGAUAGUUUGCUGAAGACUUGUCAUGACGCCUCAGUUCGAUCUGGUAAUGUUAAAGCAGUAUCAAAGUUGAUAAAUUAACUUUUUAUUGGGAAACAUUUUAUUAGGGAGCCUGAAAGGAUUUAAAUGAAACGGCACAGGUUGCGUUAAAGGUGGUUAAUGUUACUGCAGGCAGUCGCUAAAUUAUAAACCCAAUUUUUACGAUUGUUUUUUUUGCAGAAUAUUUAUAUUCCUGUAACAAAUUAAUAUUUGCAAGUGGCAUGUCAACUACUGAGAUGUAUGUAUAAUGUAUUGAGGGAUAUGGACCAGCUGAAUCACACAAACCUUGCACACACACCACAUUUAUUUUCAUUAUGCUGUACUUUUUUUAGCCAGGUAAAGGUGACUAAGCAAUAAGAGUUGAAUGUCUUACUCAUUAGUGUUUGUCAUUUGCACAAGGUUUGUUGAGCAGGAUUAAAAACUAAAUCUACUUUUAAACUACAGGUUCAGACACUUAGUUUUGUCCUAUAAAUGUCAAGAGGCGUUGAUGCUGGCUUUGUUGUGGCUGCAGCUGCUUUUAGACCGCCCUCCACAAUGAGAUUACUGAACCUUAUAAAUGGAAGUGGUUUGGAAGUUUGCUGGAAAUUGCAUCAUAAAAUAAAUGCAAACAUGAAAGAGGCUGCUCUCUGAAAUAUAUGAGAAAAUUACUCUGAAAUAUGUGAGAAAAUUAAUGUGAGCAUUAAAAUGCUAUAUUCUGUAGGAAAGCUGAUCCAUAUCUGAACGACCAUUAUCUCAUAAUAGUAAUUAUUGGUAGUUCUGAAUAAGAGCAUGUGCUUAGAUACAAAUUAUUAUAGAUGCUGAUAAAAGCUGAUUAUUUCCAUCUUUACAGUGAAAUCUAUACUGUAAAAAAAACACCGAAGUGCAGACUCCUCCCUGCUGUUCAGAAGCAUCGGAUAAUUCCUUAUACAGAAUAAUUUGAAUUAACUUAUAUCUUAUUUUUCCUCUGAUGAUAUAGUUAUACAUUACAGUGUAUUUGAGAGAUCAAUGCUGUUAAAGUAGAACAUAUAGAUUUUAAAUAGGGACACAAAGUCUGUAUAAAUUUAAACGUUUGUGUCUGUUUUUUUUCUUUCCAUGGCUCAAU
Paralichthys olivaceus (Japanese flounder) is the source of this 8325-nucleotide messenger RNA. It is a transcript of the gene usp43a, whose product is annotated as ubiquitin specific peptidase 43a. Gene Ontology annotation, biological process: protein deubiquitination. Gene Ontology annotation, molecular function: cysteine-type deubiquitinase activity. The record is from RefSeq and is a predicted model, not a curated record. Lineage: Eukaryota; Metazoa; Chordata; Actinopteri; Pleuronectiformes; Paralichthyidae.